AUGGAAGAAGAGUUUUACAAUGCGUUUGCUACUGAACAGGUUAUUCCAGCUACCGUUGCUAAAACUGUUAAUAGUGAGAAUGAAACAGGAACUUUCCAAAAACCGCCGAAGCUUAUGUACAUUGAGGAUUUUAAAGGAUGUGCUCAACAAGAUGUUAGUCUAUACUAUAGAGGAAGAAAAUUUGAGACUACUCCGAGUCCGAAGAUUAAGACUGCUUUCAGUGCUGAUGGUACUUCCGGAAUAAAUGUUAGUACUACAACUCAGAGUGGUGGUUAUUCUUCGUCAUAUUCAAGUUUUGAUCCAAAUUUCUCUACACCAAGUUCUCAACGACAGAGUUCAACAAAUCUGCAAUGCAAUGUUACAUUGAAUAUUCAAUAUGGUCAAAAUCUCUCUCCAGAUAUGGCUAAGCAACACACGGCAUCACUUGUUACUGUGUUAGAGUCGUAUGAAAGCUUAGUUUCUAGAAGAAUUGGAAAUCCGAUGCUUACAAAAGAAGAUUAUGACCAGAUUGAUUCUGAGGAACUUGAGUUUAUGGACAUCAAGGGGUGUUUAGCUAGUGUUGCUCAACAACCGUCAUCAUCCCGUGCUAUUGAAGAUGGAAAAAAGAAAGCUUUUCUAGUAAAUCAAGAUGAUGAAAGAUUGCUAGAGGGAUUCAGCUGGGACAAAUACAUUCCGGCUAAUUCAGAAAAAACAGCCUUUGUUGCUCGAAUCUUGGAAGAAGAAUCAGUCAAAUCUAAGCCAAAAAGAACGAAGAUUUUCAAAUCAUCAGAAAGUGAUGAAGAUACUGAUGAUGAGGAAGAAUAUAUUAAUAAUGCUAGAAAAAAUUUAGACUCAUUCAGUUUUAAUUUGUUUUUUGCAGAUAAAAUCGAGAUGUUGAAAGAGAACAGGGCUACUCGACUGAAGAGAGAAUUGGAAGAAUUGGAAGCAAGAAGGAUUGCUGAAGAAAAGGCAAAAAUGGAAGCUGAAAAAGCAAAAGUUGAAGAAAAUUCGACAGAGAAGAUCGAAGAUGAAGAGUGUGAGGUAAAAGUAGAAUUUGAUGAAGAAUCGAUGACUAAAAAGGCAGAAGCCCUAAAAGGGCGCGAGGUACAAGGUUUAAUAAUGAGAGACGCUCGAGUGGAUCAAGAAAGGCUUAACUCGCAUGCCGAGAGGCUUGGUAUGAUGAAUUGGAGGAUCCAUCAGUUGGAGGAAGCCCGCUUUGCACCUGCACCCGAGCCAGCCCCAGUCCCAGCACCUCCCGAGCCAGAGGCGGAAGAGCCUGAUGAGGAACCGGAAGAGGUUCCGGAGGAAGAGUCAGAGAAGGAUGAAGAAGAUCCUGAAGAGGUUCCGGAGGAAGAGCCGGAAGAGGAGGAUGAAGAGCCGGAGGAGGUCUCGGAUAGUGACGGAGACGAUGAUGAUGGUAGUGACCUCAGGGAUGGAGACGUGGAUGACUGA
Helianthus annuus (common sunflower) is the source of this 1431-nucleotide messenger RNA. Its product is annotated as eukaryotic translation initiation factor 5B-like. NCBI's taxonomy places the organism in Eukaryota, Viridiplantae, Streptophyta, Magnoliopsida, Asterales, Asteraceae. Bases 1 to 1431 code for a protein of 476 amino acids. The transcript has 4 exons. The record is from RefSeq and is a predicted model, not a curated record.